UCCAUAGGAGACCUGCACCCGCCGUUCUCUAAUCCUAGAAAAACUUAGUCAAAUUAUUUAUCAAGAGAUAAAAAAAAAAAUCACUGCCUUAAAAUUAGCGAAGUACCCAAUUAAGUAGAAUUAUCAAAAACUAUAUAUAAUAAUUGGACAUGGCUAUGCUGUGGAGACGCUUCCUGAGCUCCUGGACCCUGAGGUCGCAGACCCCGAAGACGGUGCUCAUCUCGCAGUCCGAUGACAUCUUCUCCAAUCUGGCCCUGGAGGACUGGCUGUACAAAAACCAAGACCUGUCCGAGCGUAGGGUGCUGCUGCUGUGGAGGAACCGUCCGGCCGUGGUCAUCGGCAGACACCAGAACCCAUGGCGGGAGGCGCACGUCGGCACCCUGGCUGAACGCAAGGUGCAGCUGGCACGCAGGAACAGCGGUGGCGGUGCCGUCUACCACGACCUUGGCAACCUGAAUUUGUCCUUCAUGACCCCGAGGGACGGCUACAACCGCCAGGCUAACCUGCAGGUCAUCAGCAACGCGCUCCGCAGGGAGUUCGCACUCGAAUCCGAAAUCUCGCCCAGGCACGACCUUCUCAUUGAUGGCAAACUCAAGAUUUCUGGCACUGCUUCAAAACUGGGACGUCCAAACGCCUACCACCACUGUACUCUGUUGGCUGAUGUCGACCUGGACGGCAUGAAGGGCACUCUCAACUCUGAUGACCAGAGUGGAAUUGAGACGAGGGCCACAGACAGCGUUCGUUCUCCUGUUGUCAACCUGUCUUCUCUGCAGCCCCAGGUGAGCGUCACCAGCUUGAUGGGUGCUGUUGGACGCGAAUAUCUUCGCUCUGAUGACGAAGGUCGUGACCUUGGAAAGGCAGCCAUCAACCGGCAGCUUGGAUUUGCUCUCGUCAACCCCACCGACGAAUGGUUCCCAGGUCUGGAGAAAUCUCGCGCCGAGUUUGUGAGCUGGUCUUGGCGUUUUGGCAAAACGCCUGAUUUCACCGUCACUCGCGAAUUCGCGGUGCCUCGAGACAUGUGUGUGUCAGAGGGCGCCACCCUCAAGGUGCACACAAAGGUGGUUAAGGGCCUUGUGGCUGCGAUGAGUGUCACUGUCCCACCGGGUUUUGCUUCUGCCGCUCCCGAAGGUGAAGUGGCCGUCCUGUCUGGACUUGAGGGCCGCAAGUUCUGCGAAGAAGCCGUGACCUUGGUCGAGGAGGCCUUCGCCAAGAAGGACGAUUCGCCCAACAAGAAGCGCUUCGUCGCCGACUGUGUGCGUCGUGUCGUCCAAUGACCCCCGUCUGAAUUUUCUACUUCCUCUUCUGCUUCCACUAACAAUGCUUUCUGAUCGACCAAACUUUUUUUUUUUUUAAAAAAGGAUCAGCUUUUCGAUCAAUCAUCCCCGCUUCUCCCUGCAGCGCUGUCCUUAUUCUUUAUUAAUAUGUCUAUGUUAAUUACAUUUAAUUUUAUGGUUCAGUUGGGAAAUUGAUUUAACAAGAAUGUAAUCAUAUCACAUUAAUUUAACCAUAGGGCGCUCCUCGCGGUCUCCGCAGCGCUUUGUAUUAUUAUCAUUAUAAUAUUUUAUCAAAUGUUUCUUGUUUUCUGUCGGUCAGAACAACUUAUAUUAUGGAAUUCUCUUGUGUUGCACAAUCAGAAGAACGCACCUCUUUCGGCCUUGCAAGAGUGUUUGAGAACAACAAAAAUGUGACUUUUUUAAUUAGUCUAAAAUGACUGCGAACUGAACAAUGCGUUGAAGUGUUCAAAUUGAUAUUCAUUUCUAGCUAGGAAAUUCAAGCUUGUCAUGAUGUGUAAAAUUGCGUUUUGUGUUAAAAACAAAUUGAAAAUGUUAUUAUUUGUGACCGAGUCACAGGAGACUUUUAUGUAGAAAGAGAUCUUUCUCGCUUGCAUUACUAAUCAUUAAUAUUUUUUUCUUGUUUUUCACUAUUUAACCGUUGGGUGAUAGUCAGUCUAUUUUCACAUGUUUGUCCUGGUGAUAAAAUCAAGUAAGUGUAUUUUGUACUUUGUGGCUGGCGUGUUUUCUCUGCUGUCAUAAAUUGCAAUACAAUAAUAAAGUGUGCUGCACUCAAACUUUG
Molecule: messenger RNA, 2073 nt
Organism: Neocloeon triangulifer
Lineage: Eukaryota; Metazoa; Arthropoda; Insecta; Ephemeroptera; Baetidae
Gene: Lipt1
Product: lipoyltransferase 1, mitochondrial
Exons: 4
Coding region: 150-1274 (374 amino acids)
Biological process (GO): protein lipoylation
Cellular component (GO): mitochondrion; cytoplasm
Molecular function (GO): lipoyltransferase activity
Source: RefSeq, a predicted model, not a curated record